Molecule: messenger RNA, 2589 nt
Organism: Aegilops tauschii subsp. strangulata
Lineage: Eukaryota; Viridiplantae; Streptophyta; Magnoliopsida; Poales; Poaceae
Source: RefSeq, a predicted model, not a curated record
CAUUCAUGUUCUUAAACAAUAACAUGUUCCUUGGAUCAGUUCCACGGACAAUCGGUAGUACCAACUCUAUGAUUGAGAUUGAUAUUUCAGAGAACCGCCUAGAGGGAGAUCUUAGCUUCUUAUCCAGUUUUUCCAAUUUUAGAAAGCUCCGGUUUAUUCACAUCUCUUCAAAUAAUUUCACCGAGGGCAUUCCUAACUAUGUGGGGAACCUAUCGAGCCAUCUGCAGAUUUUCGGUGCGUCUGAGAACAAUUUUGUCGGUGAACUUCCGGAUACGAUUUCGAACCUCACGGGUCUUGAAUUGCUAGAUUUUUCGGAUAAUCGAUUAGAUAGCAAGAUUCCAGAAUCCAUCAUGAUGAUGGAGAAUCUCCAGUGGCUUGACCUCGACGGAAAUCACUUGUUUGGGUCCAUCCCACCUCAGAUUGCAAUGCUCAAGAAUAUAGGAAAUCUGUUCCUUUCCAACAAUAAAUUGUCUGGUUCAAUACCGGAGGGGAUUGGUAACCUGACCAAAUUAGAAUACAUGGCAUUGUUUGCCACCCAGUUAUCAUCAAUUAUCCCAUCGAGUUUAUUUCAUCUUAAUAGUCUCAUUCUGCUAGAUGUUUCUCAAAACUUUUUGACUGGCACAUUACCAGUUGAUAUGGGCUAUUUGAAGCAAAUUGACAGCAUGGACCUCUCUGCCAACCUCUUGGUUGGUAGCAUCCCAUAUUCGAUUGGACAACUCGAAAUGAUAGCCUAUCUGAACCUGUCACACAAUUCAUUUAAUGAUUCACUUCCAGAAUCUUUCAACAAGCUAACUAGCUUGCAAACUUUGGACCUAUCACAUAACAGUCUCUCUGGUACAAUACCAAAGUACCUAGUCAAUUUCACCAUCCUGACCAGCUUGAACCUGUCUUUCAACAAGCUACCAGGUCAAGUACCAGAAGGUGGUGUCUUCUCAAAUAUUAGCCAACAAUCCUUGACGGGGAAUUCAGGGCUUUGUGGUGCUUCACAUUUAGGAUUUCCAAUGUGCCCAAGUAACUCUAAAAGAACUAAUAAUGGCUUCAUGCUGAAAAUUUGGCUGCCUACUAUCAUCAUAGCAAUUGGACUUGUAGCUUUCUGCAUAUAUGUAAUGCUCAGAAAGAGGAUUAAGAAGCGGCUAGGGAUGUCAGCUUCUCCCGGUAUGGUUGACAUGCUCACCCAUCACCUGGUCUCGUACCAUGAGCUUGUUCGAGCAACUGAUAAUUUUAGUGAGAGCAACCUGCUAGGGUCUGGAAGUUUUGGAAAAGUUUUCAAGGGUCGGCUAAGCAACGGCUUGAUUGUUGCAAUCAAAGUACUAGAUAUGAAGCUAGAACAAGCGAUGAGAAUCUUUGAUACAGAGUGUGGUGUACUACGGAUGGCACGACACCGCAAUCUAAUGAGGAUACUCAAUACCUGUUCCAACUUGGAAUUUAGGGCAUUGGUGCUUCAAUACAUGCCCAAUGGCAGCUUAGAGAUGCUCCUGCACAACUCGCAAGGUACAACACCAUUGGGAUUCAGUGAGAGACUAGGCAUCAUGCUCAAUGUGUCAUUGGCAAUGGAGUAUCUACACCAUGAACACUACGAGGUGGUUCUGCACUGUGACUUGAACUCUAGCAAUGUGUUGUUCGAUGAGGACAUGACAGCACAUGUGGCAGACUUUGGCAUUGCAAAGUUGUUACUAGGUGAUAACAGCUCUACGAUCACUGCGAGCAUGCCUGGAACUGUUGGCUACAUGGCACCAGAGUAUGGGGCUCAGGGAAAAGCUUCACGAAAAAGUGAUGUAUUCAGCUUUGGAAUCAUGCUCUUUGAAGUCUUCACUGGAAAGAGACCCAUAGAUGCGUUUUUUGUCGGAGAUAUAAGCCUGAGGCAGUGGGUUGUUGAGGCGUUUCCGGCAGAACUUGUCCGUGUUGUGGAUGAUCAGCUACUACAAGGGUCUUUUAGCUGCAGCAUGGAAGGCUUUCUUGUGCCGAUAUUUGAGUUGGGUUUGGCAUGCACUAGCGACUCUCCUGACCAAAGGAUGACAAUGAGCGAUGUGGUUGUGAAGCUGAAGAAGAUCCAAGUGGCCUACAAUAAAUCGAUAGCGGCCGCACGGAAUGAAGCCAGUCAUUGAUCAACAUUGCUUGAUUCGUUCUGCUAUAUAUCAGAAUAAAGAGCGAAAACCAUGCAACCAAAUUUAAGAUGUCAAAAAGCUAUGAUGCAGCUGUUAAGAUAUGCCACAGGAAUAUACUAGAACCUUCUAGAUCCUAUCACUGUACAUGGUUUGGUUGAGAUAAACCUUAACCGUUUUCCAUGUAAUCCCUAGUAUUCCUUGUGUAUCAAGUCCAAUAACCCCCGGAUGUAAUUUCCAGCUUGUAUGUUAUUACACCAUAAGCACCGCAAUAUAAAUACAUUGUACGCGCCGUCCUGUGAGGCGUGAGACGCUUCCUGAAAUCCUACAUGGUAUUAAAGCAUAGGUUCUUCCUCUUCCAUCCAGCGAUCACUACCCCGAUCUGCACCCACGGCCACCACAUCAACUGCUGCUGGGGCUGCCCUAAGCACGACACCCUAAGUGACAAAUAAAACUAUUAUUCCGGAAGGUACGGUUCAACCAAAGU